This is a messenger RNA of Solanum verrucosum, 1067 nucleotides long. RefSeq lists its product as uncharacterized. The transcript is spliced from 4 exons. Bases 194 to 964 code for a protein of 256 amino acids. Lineage: Eukaryota; Viridiplantae; Streptophyta; Magnoliopsida; Solanales; Solanaceae. The record is from RefSeq and is a predicted model, not a curated record.
AUUUAAUUGUAUCUGGGAAAUAAGCUAAAAUAGGCUUCAAAAUGAAUUGAAUAUGCAUAAACUGCUUCAAGAAUCUAGCUUUAUUUGAAAAGAUAGCAAUUUUAUUGAAGCGAUUCUCUUUUUCAUCCUUUUCAGCUUCUGGGACUGUGAAAUAGUAACACACAGGGUAGUGUUUUCUGUACAAUCAUUUACAAUGUCUAUUUUAACGAAGUUACGCUGCAUCACACUUGAUGUUACUGGUACACUGAUUGCUUACAAAGGAGAGCUGGGUGACUAUUAUUGCAUGGCAGCCAAAGCUGCUGGGCAGCAAUGUCCUGACUAUAAGCGGGUUCAUGAGGGUUUUAAACUAGCAUACACAGAAAUGGCAAAGAAGCAUCCAUGUUUUGGAUUUGCUGAAAAGAUUCCUAACAUACUGUGGUGGAAGACUUGUGUCAGGAAUUCCUUUGUUCAGGCAGGUUAUGAAUAUGAUGAUGAAACAUUUGAGAAAAUAUUUAGACGCAUAUAUGCUACUUUUGGUUCUUCUGCACCUUACAGCAUAUUUCCUGAUGCUAUACCGUUCCUCAGAUGGCUCCGUGAGAGGGGCGUUACGGUUGGGUUGGUCAGCAAUGCUGAGUAUCGGUAUCGGGAUGUAAUUCUUCCUGCAUUAGGCUUGAAUCAGGGAUCUGAGUGGGAUUUCGGCGUAUUUUCCGGUCUUGAAGGUGUUGAAAAACCAGAUCCAAGGAUAUAUGAGAUUGCCUUGAAGAAAGCAGGAAAUGUAGCACCAGAAGAAGUACUUCACAUUGGAGAUAGCUUGAGGAAAGACUACUUACCUGCGAGAAGUGUUGGGAUGCAUGCUUUGUUGUUGGACAGGUUCAAGACUGCUGAUGCUGUCGAUUGGAGGAAAUCUGGUGCCACUGUGCUGCCUGACUUGAUCGCUACCAAAGAAUGGCUUACCUCUGAAAAUUUGAAAUGCAGUGACCUGUGAAAGUCCUGUUUGAUUAUUUUCUUGCCUAUAAUGGUAGGUAGAUUUGUAUUACAAGAAUGGUUAUGAGUUCUAUGAAUGUGAUGAGGAAACAUUUAGUUCAAUA